Molecule: messenger RNA, 4367 nt
Organism: Pseudopipra pipra
Lineage: Eukaryota; Metazoa; Chordata; Aves; Passeriformes; Pipridae
Product: ferrochelatase, mitochondrial
Exons: 11
Coding region: 79-1317 (412 amino acids)
Biological process (GO): heme biosynthetic process
Cellular component (GO): mitochondrion
Molecular function (GO): protoporphyrin ferrochelatase activity
Source: RefSeq, a predicted model, not a curated record
GGGGCGGUCCCGGGGCGGUGUUGGCCGUCCCGAGGUGGUGUAAGGCGCGGGGCGGCGGCGGCGGCGCUGUCUGAGGGAAUGCGCCCGGCCAAGAUGGCCGCUGCUGCCGCCGCUGCCGCCGCGGGACGUCACCUGGCGAGGAGCAGCCCCCCGCUGCGGGUGCCGGUGCGGUGGCAGGGCCGGGCGGCGGCCGCGGUGGUGACGGAGAGCGCCAAGCCCCGGGUGCAGCCCCAGGAGCGGAAACCUAAAACUGGCAUCUUGAUGCUGAACAUGGGAGGCCCAGAGCGGCUGGAUGAUGUCCACGACUUCCUCCUGCGCCUCUUCCUGGACAGGGACCUGAUGACGAUGCCGGCUCAAAACAAGCUGGCCCCGUUCAUCGCCAAGCGCCGCACGCCGAAGAUCCAGGAGCAGUACAGCAGGAUCGGCGGCGGCUCCCCCAUCAAGAAGUGGACGGCGGUGCAGGGGGAAGGCAUGGUGAAGCUGCUGGACAGCAUGUCCCCUCACACUGCGCCUCACAAGUACUACAUCGGGUUCCGCUACGUGCACCCGCUGACCGAGGAGGCCAUCGAGGAGAUGGAGAAGGAUGGCAUCCAACGGGCCGUCGCCUUCACCCAGUACCCCCAGUACAGCUGCUCCACCACAGGAAGCAGUUUAAAUGCCAUUUAUCGCUACUACAACGAGAAGGGGGAGAAGCCGAAGAUGAAGUGGAGCAUUAUCGACCGGUGGCCCACACACCCCCUCCUCAUUCAGUGCUUCGCUGAUCACAUCCAGAAGGAGCUGAACCUGUUCCCCCCGGACAAAAGGAAAGACGUGGUGAUCCUCUUCUCGGCCCACUCGCUGCCCAUGUCUGUGGUGAACCGGGGCGAUCCGUAUCCUCAGGAAGUGGGAGCCACAGUCCAGAGGGUCAUGGAGAAGCUCAACUACUCCAACCCUUACAGGCUCGUGUGGCAGUCCAAGGUUGGACCAAUGCCUUGGCUUGGUCCCCAGACAGACGAGACCAUUAAAGGGCUGUGCCAACGAGGGAAGAAGAACAUGUUGUUGGUCCCAAUAGCAUUUACAAGUGACCACAUUGAGACCCUGUAUGAGCUGGAUAUCGAGUAUUCCCAGGUUUUAGCAAACGAGUGCGGAGUUGAGAACAUCAGGAGAGCGGAGUCCCUCAACGGAAACCCGCUGUUCUCCAAGGCCCUGGCAGACCUGGUGUGCUCCCACCUGCAGUCCAACGAGGUGUGCUCCCGCCAGCUGACCCUGUGCUGCCCGCUCUGCGUCAACCCCGUGUGCAGGGAGACCAAGGCCUUCUUCGCCAACCAGCCGCUGUGAGCCCGGCACGGCCCCGUCCCAGGGAACUGCCCCGACCAGGAAACGGCCCCAGGCAAGGGAGGAGACCCUGUUACACACUUGUGGUCUCUGUGAACCUCCCGUCACGGGCAACUCGCCUUUGGUUUCAUUUUUCUGAUGUUUUCUUUGUGUUGGAGAAGAGUUCGUAGGACGUAGGGAAAGGAGGGCAUUUCUCCUGUCAGCUGUGAGGAGAUCUCGUGUCACCCGACCCCGAGGGCGCUCAGCUGGAGCCCAGCACUGAGAAACCCCCACAGCUUUUCCAAGUUAGCUUCUCUUUCUAUGCAGGGUGUAUUUGUGUGCAGGUUGGUCACGGAUGCAGUACCUUCAGCUUGCCAGGUCAAGUGUGCAGUUGUUUUGGGUUUGCUUAAGGUGCAAGUCUGACCAGCACAGCCACCAGUUGUCUCUUCUGAGAGGGACUUUGGAAAUCAAGUGACUUCUAAUGCUUUUUAAUAAUGUGUGCAUAUAUAUAUAUUUUUUUUUUUUUUUUUUUUAGGGCAUAAAGAUAAGGCUUUGUUUUGUUUGGUUUUCUCCUGCCAGAAACUUCCAGUGAAAGCUUAGCUGGGACAGUAGAAUGCACAAAAAUUGUUUACAUUUUCUAGAGAAAACAUUGUCAUUAUCUGCAGGAAAGCAUCUGAAGAGCAUAAAUUGACAGGAAUAAGCCUUGCUCGGGUGAUACUGAAGAACAUGUUCCAUUGCAACUGCCUGUUUCAAAUCCAGCAGGAGCCUGUAUGGAAACAUGUUAAGCAGAAUGGCUUUUUAAAUUAUUGUUAUUUUCAUUAAAAAGGGCUUUCUCAGUUUGGCUAAGUCAGUUUAGGAAGCCAGGCUUGCUCUCCAGCAGGUUUAUAGAUCUCCUCUGUGCUUUCUACUGUGCCACAGCAGCUGUGGGUUUUGGGGGAUACCUAUGGAGUGCCAUGGGUGGGAUUGAUCUGUUAAAUGGAGAUGAGGAGUGAGGAGUGAUUCACAUUUGUACACUGCAGGUGCCUGAGGGGGCAGCCCCAGGGUGCUCUGGGCCAGGAGGGGCUUUGCUGUCCCCACUCAGCCCCCCAGGCUGGGCACAGGGACCUCCCCAGAGCUGUGACCCCCUUCUGUGGGACUGAGCCAUACCUGUGGUCGUGCAGCUGGCACCUCCUUGGGGGGGCACGUUUACUUGAUGUCCUUAGCACUGAAAUGCUGCAGGCUGGCUCCUGGCAAUCCCUGCUGGUGGCUGGGAAGCCACGCUGCUCGUCCAGGUUCCUCUGCUCAGGUAAAGGUGAGGCAGGGCCAGUUGGAACCUCUGCUCUUUGCAGAACGGUGUUUAAGGAGAGGAGAGGCCUCUCGUGGCGUGUCAGGGGUUUGUUUGGUCCUGUCCUGCUGGAAAACCUAAAGGCAAGGAUGCUAGAGGAGCAGGUGGAUGUGUAGAGCAGCCCGUGGGCCAAGUGCUGCCUGAUCCCUCUGGAGAGCUGCCUGUCUCCACUGCCAUAGCUGCUUCCCAGGGGAGACAGACUGAGAUUCCUGCAGUGCCAGAGCCUCCUGCAUCACUGCUGUCCCUCGCAGAACUAAGUCUUCCUUGCCCCUCCAAGCCUGUGCCUGUGGCAGUGGCAGGGAGCCAGAGGCAUCUCUUCUCCCUCUCUUGCUCCAUCCUUGCUCUCUGCUUGCUGCCUUGGCAGGAAAGAGGAGCUCAAAUGUCCAGCAUGUCUGGGAACACUGGCCUUACGUCUCUCCUUGAACUUUCUCUGUUCCCCCUUCUCUGGGUGACACUUUGGGGGCAGUGGAAAACGAUCUGGUUGAUCAAACCUUCCUACUCCUGUUUCCUCCCAGCUGAAGGGGACGUGGGCCUCGGGGUGGUCCAGGCUGUGACCAGCACAUUUCCAAGUGUGGGGAGUGAGGGUUCCCUUCAUAUGAACCUUGUGGUACUAUAAAUCCAGACUGGCUUUCCGUUUCCGUGCUGGAGAGAGCGCUGAGAGUACAAGCUGGCACUGAUUCUGAGGCAUUAUGUUUGUCCCCAGUAAUAAGAGGUACUUAAAAUUCACUUUGGACUGUUCUAACCGCACGGGGGAUAAUUACCCCGUGGCUGCUAUUAGGCCAUCAUGUAGAAACCACUUAAUUUUCCAGCUUUUAGCAGACAGGGCCUGUCUCCCGGAGCUGGUGGUACUGUUUGUGAGUUUUAACAGAGGUUUUUGAGGAGUCCCUUGUCUCUCACAGCCAAUGUCACUGGGUUGGGUGAGUGUCUGCCCCGAGGAGGGAUGAAUCCCAUCUCUGCAUGUGCCUUCCUCAGCCCCUUCCAGUGGUGUGUAGCUCCGGAGUUUGCAGCCUGUGAGUGUUCCCUGUGUCCCUCCUGCACGUUGUGAGACCUUUGGUGCUACUGGCUCCGGACCCAGAGCCCUUCCCACGCCUGCAGCACCUGGGAGACCCUGCUCCCUGGACACCAAUCCAGUGGGAUUGUCAGCAGUGGCACUCCUGCUUCCCACCAGCACUCCCAGCCAGCACUGUGGAGCUCUGGCCUCGGGAUAUCGACUGGGAAUCAAGGAGUUAGGAGCAGGAGUAGUGUCCUGAGGAGAGAAAGGGGAAGUAAAGGGGAUGUGGUUGUUCUCCUGAUUUCGCUCCCUGUAGUUUGGCUUUUGUCUUUUCUUUGCUGAGUUGAAGUUUUUCUCCUUUGAGCUCCUCUCUCACGUCUCCCUCGGUCCUGGCUGCGCUUCAGAGGAGGUGGGAGCUUCCAAAAGGUGCUGUGACACUGAAAGGGGUGUGCAGGGUGUCUGAGCACAGCUGAGUUCAGAGGGGCCAGGCUUUUCCUAGGCACACCUAAAAGCUCCGUGUAUUCUCCCUUUCCACUACCCCAGAGAGCUGGGAGUCACCAUGAAGGGUAGGCUGCAAGUGAGAGCAGUUCCUUUGAUUCUCUUAAUGCCAGAUGUGCACAGGUACUUGCUUUUAGCCCAACAUAUGCAUUUCAGACUGACCAAGGACUUCCACUGAUGUAACACAGCCCGUUUGGAUAAUCCUACUGUGUGUCGUUUGCCAUAAGGAUGGAAUCUCAAUUAAACUUUUUUUGGAAGAAA